This is a messenger RNA of Asparagus officinalis (garden asparagus), 722 nucleotides long. Its product is annotated as probable histone H2A.3. Bases 101 to 505 code for a protein of 134 amino acids. Gene Ontology annotation, cellular component: nucleosome. Gene Ontology annotation, molecular function: protein heterodimerization activity; DNA binding; structural constituent of chromatin. NCBI's taxonomy places the organism in Eukaryota, Viridiplantae, Streptophyta, Magnoliopsida, Asparagales, Asparagaceae. The record is from RefSeq and is a predicted model, not a curated record. The transcript is spliced from 3 exons.
UCAAGCAACGCGACCCCAAUUCUCGUUUAGCUUCCCCCUCUUCCGUUCUCGUAACCCUAGCCCCCCAAAUUCGCAAGAACUCGAUCGAAAUUCUCAAUUAAUGGCGGGAAGAGGAAAGGCGAUUGGUUCCGCGGCGGCGAAGAAGGCGACGUCGAGGAGCAGCAAGGCCGGGCUCCAGUUUCCGGUUGGUAGGAUCGCUCGCUUCCUGAAGGCGGGAAAAUACGCGGAGAGGGUGGGCGCCGGCGCUCCGGUGUACCUCGCCGCCGUCCUCGAGUACCUCGCUGCUGAGGUUUUGGAGCUCGCUGGAAACGCCGCAAGAGAUAACAAGAAGACUAGAAUCGUGCCGAGGCACAUUCAGUUGGCGGUGAGGAACGACGAGGAGCUCUCGAAGCUGCUGGGCACCGUCACCAUCGCCAACGGAGGAGUGAUGCCCAACAUUCACAACCUCUUGCUCCCAAAGAAAGCUGGAGGCUCUUCAAAGGCCGGAGCUGAUGAUGACAGUUGAAGAAGGACUUCGCUUCUGUCAAAAAGUACUCUUUUGUAGAUUUUGGCGUUUUUGGUUUUCUUUUUUUUUUAGGCUUAGAGUUGUAGUUGUUUAGGGUGGGUAUUUGUUAAGUUUGGGGUUACUAGUUUGAUGCAUGAAAUGGAAACUUUUUUUUUUAAACGAGAUGCGUGUUUAGUUCCCAACAAUGGGAGCUGAGGGCCUGCAAUAUUUUUAUUCA